This is a messenger RNA of Zychaea mexicana, 1447 nucleotides long. Its product is annotated as S-methyl-5-thioribose-1-phosphate isomerase. Gene Ontology annotation, molecular function: S-methyl-5-thioribose-1-phosphate isomerase activity. NCBI's taxonomy places the organism in Eukaryota, Fungi, Mucoromycota, Mucoromycetes, Mucorales, Lichtheimiaceae. The transcript is spliced from 3 exons. Bases 63 to 1181 code for a protein of 372 amino acids. The record is from RefSeq and is a predicted model, not a curated record.
CGACUGUACGGGCCUCACUUGCACAUACACGCACAUCACACACACACAAAUCGCCACAAAAUAUGUCGCGUACACUUGAAGCCAUUCAAUACACACGAGGCAAUCUUUGCAUUCUGAACCAGCUCGCACUUCCCCAUGAAACUAUUUUCGAACCUGUCCUGAACGUGCAGGACGGUCAUGCCGCUAUCAAGACCAUGAAGACCCGUGGCGCCCCUGCAAUUGCCAUUGUAGCAGCUCUUUCCCUUGCCGUCGAUGCCCAUGCCCGACUUGAAAAGAACGAAUUCGGAAGUGUGGACCAGGCCAAGGAAUUUUUGCUCUCGUCCCUGGAUUAUCUAAAAACUUCUAGACCUACAGCUGUCAAUUUGUUCGAUGCUGCUGCUAAGCUUGCCACACUUAUCAACAAUGUCGCUCAGGAUGCCAAGGAAUCCAGCCAAGUUGUUAAUGCCUGUAUCGAAGCUGCGGAGCAGAUGCUGGUGGACGAUGUUCAGGACAACAAGAACAUUGGCAAGUAUGGUGCUGAAUACAUUGUCAACAACGUGCGUGAUAAGAGCAACAUUAGCGUUUUGACUCAUUGCAACACUGGUUCCUUGGCUACAGCAGGAUGGGGUACUGCAUUGGGUAUCAUUCGUGAUCUGCACCACAACGGCCAGCUUAAGCAUGCUUUUUGCACCGAAACUAGACCCUACAACCAAGGCUCCCGUUUGACAGCAUACGAAUUGGUCUAUGAAUCGAUUCCAUCCACCUUGAUCUGCGAUUCAAUGGCCUCUGCUCUGCUUCGUCUAAACCCUAACGUCCAAGCCAUUAUUGUCGGUGCAGAUCGCGUUGCUGCCAACGGCGACACUGCCAACAAAAUCGGUACAUAUCAACUCGCCAUUACUGCCAAACAUCACGGUAUCCUCUUUAUUGUCGCUGCUCCUUCGACUUCCAUCGACUUGUCUAUGCAAAGCGGCAAGGAAAUUGUCAUUGAAGAACGACCUGCCAAUGAACUCGUGACCACCACCGGAUUGCUCGAGGAUAACCAAAGUGCCACCGUCCGCACAGCCGCUCAGGGCAUUCAUGUGUGGAACCCUAGCUUUGACGUUACUCCUAGCGACCUGGUUUCCGCUAUUGUCACUGAAAAGGGUGUUGCUGUCAAACAACCCGGUCAGUCCGAAUUUGACUUGAAAUCCUUCCUUUCAUAAAAAAAAAAUAAUAUUUUCCCUCCCAAACUUUCAAAACUGUGUAUAUCUCCCCUUCACUCGGUGUGUGUGUAUCUGUUCUUCUGUACGUGUAAAUGUGUGUAUACAAAAAUAUAAUAGAAAGAACCAAUCUUCAAUAAAAAAAUCCCGUGAGCCAGCCAAUUGUUGGAAGUUUCUUUUUUAUUGUUUUUUAAAUUAAAAACAAAAACUCCAUGCGAUUUUGCUGCGAGAGAGAGAGCGCGCGUAUGCUGCUGCUGCUGUUGUUGUUG